Molecule: messenger RNA, 339 nt
Organism: Adineta ricciae
Lineage: Eukaryota; Metazoa; Rotifera; Eurotatoria; Adinetida; Adinetidae
Source: the annotation of a GenBank genome assembly
AUGAAUGAAGAAGACAAUGCCUGUGUGGAUAAACAUUUGUAUGAAGAUUUUGAAGAACAUACGAAAAUUUAUAAACGAGAUGGUGGGAAAAGUUCGACAGCAGAGGAACUGUUUGAUUCUGUUCCUUGUGAAUUAUUAAUCAUCGGACAAGGAAUGGAUGAUUAUGCGGAACAAUAUCUAUUGAGUAUUCGAUCUGGAAGAAUUUAUUUGGCUAUUCACAACAUUCCAGAAUGGAAAUUGAUCGGAUCGUUUGAAGAUUGGAUCAAUCAAGGUUUAUCCUAUGCUGAAGAUCAAAAAGCUGAACUUGAAGAACAACAUGAAGAAGCAGAAGUUGCAUAA